AGGGACACAAACGCAUGAACGCUGUCGUGUUCGGGGGCAAGAAUGUCAAUAACCACUUGCCAGAAGGUGACGCUCAUAUCCUGCUCCUUGCUCUGCGUGUCUCUGUUCCUGCCCAGGAUGUUUUUACCCAGAGGGACAAAGGCGAUGGAGCAUCCUGAGGUUGGACCUGGAUUUUACCCGCCUGUGAUGAAUCAGCUGUCACUGCCGAAAGACUCAAAACAGUGGGGCGUGGAAGUGUUGCACUCCAUGACGCACGGCGCAGAGGCCCUGGCCAAAAUGAAAGGAGUCGGCCGAGGAACAAAAUACAACCUGAUGGCUCAAGUCAUUCCCAUUUAUGGUUUUGGCAUCCUCCUCUACAUCAUCUAUAUAAUCCACAAGCUGACGUGUAAGACGACGAAGACGACUAAACCAGGGAUCUACAGCACAAUAAUCAAGACAAACACACAGAAUACAUUCACGACAGAUUACGAGAUGGUCAGACUCCAGGAGAGACUCCUGCAGACGGAGACGAAGUUGGACAGGAUCGCCUCCGCAAAGCGCUCGAAAUCUGCAAGUGGCAAACGGAGGAAGAGUAAAUCUUCCACCUCAAAGAAGGAGGAGAAAUUACUCCGGCAACUCCGUCAGAUCACGCUGCUGAUGCAGGAGGGGCGCCUGGAGGGGGCGUCUCCAGAGAUGGAGGCCGAGGAAGUGUCGUACGGUGCAGACUGGGAAGGCUACCCAGAGGAGACCUACCCACAGUAUGAUGAUCCCUAUCACAGAUGUGUGUUUGACAUGGUCGGAGUGGAGGCAACCUGUAACCAACCCACUGCCGAGGCCCUGGCUGAGAGGAUGGAGCAGGAGGAGGAGGAGGUGAUGGCAAGAAAGCUCUCCAUCGUGCGUGAGGAGGAUGAAGACGACGACGGGGAGGAAGAGGGAGAGGAUGAUGUGGAAGAAGAGGAGGAGGAGGGUGAGAAUGAAGAAGAAGCAGAGGAAAAUAUAGAGGAGGAGGAGGAGGAGGAGGCAGAGAAACGACUGUUGCUCAGCCCUCGUUUAUCACGUCCUGCUGCAGAGAGAAAGCAGGAGAGACUCGGUUUGGAGGUGAGCAGAGAGCUGCAGUGUCACAGCGGAGGGAGGAAACAGAUCAGCUUCAGUGACCACAAAGAUGUGUUCCACUACCCCAAAGAGGGCGUGUAUGAUGAUGAGGAGGAAGAGGAUGAGGAGGAGGAGGAGGAGGAGGAGGCGGAGGUAGAAUUAGAGAGGGAAGAAGCUGAUGAAGAAGAUCCAGUGAUGGAAGCAGAGAGCCUGCAGUUCAGCAGCGACGGUUGCCCGGACCCAGAGGAAGAGGAAGAAGAAGAAGAGGAGGAAGAGGAGGAGGAUAAAGAGGAGUACGUGUUAGUGUCUGCUCCUGUAGGUGGCAGUAAAGAGGUGGGAGUGAGUGGGCUGAGGAUGAGGAACAGGAGAGAGACAUGAGGACGUUUUUACCUUUGUCUAAAAUCACUUUAGUUUCGCCUGUGAGUCAGUGAACAUCAAACAUUAUCCCUGAUAUUGAGUUAAUUGUAGGAUUUAAACUCCUUACACAUCAUCAAUAUAGAAAAAUAUGUAGAAAAGAUUAUUUUAUAUUAUAUACAGUAGAUAUUUUAACAAUAGUUCUGCAGCUGUACUGUGUUUUUGCUUUUUUUGAAACAAUGACAAACUAUUCUUUACAUGUUUCUAUACAAACAUGUAUAUUAUUAUUAUAAUAGCAAUAUGGACUCGCUGGCCAUUUUAUUAGGUACACCCGUAUUUCUAAAUGCAAAUAUCUAAUCAGCCAAUCAAAUGG
Molecule: messenger RNA, 1798 nt
Organism: Solea solea (common sole)
Lineage: Eukaryota; Metazoa; Chordata; Actinopteri; Pleuronectiformes; Soleidae
Gene: ric3a
Product: RIC3 acetylcholine receptor chaperone a
Exons: 6
Coding region: 43-1449 (468 amino acids)
Biological process (GO): protein localization to cell surface; synaptic transmission, cholinergic
Cellular component (GO): intracellular membrane-bounded organelle; neuronal cell body; neuron projection
Source: RefSeq, a predicted model, not a curated record